AUGAAAGUGGGUUCCGGGUUAAAGGUAAAAGUGGGUUCUGGGUUAAAGGUAAAAGUGGGUUCCGGGUUAAAGGUAAAAGUGGGUUCCGGGUUAAAGGUAAAAGUGGGUUCUGGGUUAAGGGAUAAGGUGGAUUACGGGUUAAAGAUAAGUGUGCUCCGGGUUAAAGGUAAAGUUGGUUCCGGGUUAAAGAUAAAAGUUGGUUCCGGGUUAAAGAUAAAAGUGGGUUCCGGGUUAAGGAUAAAAGUGGGCUCUGGGUUAAAGGUAAAAGUGGGUUCUGGGUUAAAGGUAAAAGUGGGUUCCGGGUUAAAGGUAAAAGUGGGUUCUGGGUUAAGGAUCAAAAUGGGUUCCGGGCUAAGGAUAAAAGAUCAAAGUGGGUUCCGGGUUAAGGAUAAAAGUGGGUUCCCGGUUAAGGAUAAGGUAGGUUCCGGGUUAAGGAUGAAAGUGGGUUCCGGGUUAAAGGUAAAAGUGGGUUCUGGGUUAAAGGUAAAAGUGGGUUCCGGGUUAAGGAUAAAAGUGGGUUCCGGGUUAAGGAUAAAAGUGGGUUCCGGGUUAAGGAUAAAAGUGGGUUCCGGGUUAAGGAUGAAAGUGGGUUCCGGGUUAAGGAUAAAAGUGGGUUCCGGGUUAAGGAUAAAAGUGGGUUCUGGGUUAAGGAUAAAAGUGGGUUCCGGGUUAAGGAUAAAAGUGGGUUCUGGGUUAAGGAUAAAAGUGGGUUCUGGGUUAAGGAUAAAAGUGGGUUCAGGGUUUAGGAUAAAAGUGGGUUCAGGGUUUAGGAUAAAAGUGGGUUCAGGGUUAUGGUGA
Plasmodium knowlesi strain H is the source of this 798-nucleotide messenger RNA. RefSeq lists its product as hypothetical. The coding region runs from base 1 to 798 and encodes 265 amino acids. The record is from RefSeq and is a predicted model, not a curated record. The transcript has 3 exons. Gene Ontology annotation, biological process: virion attachment to host cell. Lineage: Eukaryota; Apicomplexa; Aconoidasida; Haemosporida; Plasmodiidae.